AUGAGGGCUCACUUUAUGGAGAAUGUGAGCAAGGCGUUGGCCGUCCUGAAGGAGCGAAACAUUCAUUUGGAAAAUAUUGGAGCCGGUGAUAUCGUUGAUGGAAAUGCCAAUCUCAUUCUCGGACUCAUCUGGACUAUUAUGCUGCACUUUCAGGUACGAAUUGAAGUCUGCUUGAAGUUGUUUAGCAUCGUGAUCGAACAUUCCAGCAACAGAAAGAUGACAAUCACCUUAAAAACAGAAUUUUGA
This is a messenger RNA of Dibothriocephalus latus, 246 nucleotides long. The record is from the annotation of a GenBank genome assembly. Lineage: Eukaryota; Metazoa; Platyhelminthes; Cestoda; Diphyllobothriidea; Diphyllobothriidae.